This is a messenger RNA of Styela clava, 1299 nucleotides long. Its product is annotated as charged multivesicular body protein 2a-like. The record is from RefSeq and is a predicted model, not a curated record. Gene Ontology annotation, biological process: vacuolar transport. NCBI's taxonomy places the organism in Eukaryota, Metazoa, Chordata, Ascidiacea, Stolidobranchia, Styelidae.
AUGGAGUGGUUAUUUGGGAAGAAGAAAACUGUAAAUGAGAUGCUUCGAGAGAAUCAAAGGUUAUUGAAUCGGGCUAUGAGAGAUUUAGAUAGGGAAAGGGCAAAAAUGGAACAACAGGAAAAGAAAGUUAUUGCUGACAUUAAGAAAAUGGCCAAACAAGGGCAAAUGGACGCUGUCAAAGUCAUGGCCAAAGAUCUUGUCAGGACAAAACGGUACGUCAAAAAAUUUAUAAUGAUGCGGGCUAAUAUUCAGGCAGUUUCCCUAAAACUAACAACACUCAAAAGUCAGUCCACCAUGGCGGAUGCAAUGAAAGGAGUAACAAAAGCAAUGAUGAGAAUGAACAAACAGAUGAAAUUACCACAAAUGCAAAAAAUAAUGCAAGAAUUUGAAAAGCAAAGUGAAAUGAUGGACAUGAAGGGAGAAAUGAUGGAAGAUGCAAUCGAUGAUGCAAUGGGGGAUGCUGAUGAUGAUGAAGAAAGUGAUCAAAUUGUGGCGCAAGUCUUGGAUGAGUUGGGCUUGCAGCUUGCAGAUGAACUCACAGGGUUGCCAUCAGCAGAUGGAGCGCUUGUGAUGCCUAAAGCUGAACAAAACAAACCAACUGCUGUAAGUGCGGGAGGGCCUUCCAACAGCCAAGCUGAUGACGUGGAUGCAGAUUUGGAAGCAAGAUUAAAUAAUCUUAAAAGAGACUGAUUGCAGACUUUUUCACUAUUUACAAACUUAUCUGGAUUUGUAAAAUUGCCAUCUUUGAACAAGACAAAUUGCUGUUCUAUAGAGGUGUAGAGUGGCUGUUGUUCAUUCGGGCAGACUGCAAAUAGUAAGGAAUUGAUGAGAUGUUUUCAAACAGUUAGCGAACAUGUACAUAAUCUCUUUCACUCGCUAAUCUGUCUGGAAUAGAGCUUUCUGUCAUUUUGAGGUAGGCAUAUGAUAUCUCUAAACUGCCUGAAUGUUCUGAAAUAUGUUUCAUUUCAAACUCCCUAUAUUUUGCAAUACAUCUCUUCUUCAAAUACUACUAUUAAGCCUUAACCAUACAGGGUUGUGGUAGCUGUAAUGCCUUUUUACAUGGAUAUGCCAUUCAAAAGACGUAAAGGUCAUAAUAACUGCUUGGUGGACUUGUCUGUCUGUUUUUUGUUGGCUUUCUUCCGGUAAAUUUAAUUGUUGCGGUACAAACCCAACGAUGUACUGUAUUUUUCAAGAAUUGAGUUGGUAGUGUAUAUGUGUCACUUUUAUUUCAUCUUUACUAAAGGAUUAUAUUGUAAUUGAAUGCACUUGUGAAUAAACCGUUUUUUAAAUAGUAGUAUA